Messenger RNA from Parnassius mnemosyne (clouded apollo), 5238 nucleotides. The record is from the annotation of a GenBank genome assembly. Lineage: Eukaryota; Metazoa; Arthropoda; Insecta; Lepidoptera; Papilionidae.
AUGACCGUUUGUCUUAAUUAUGAUCCCGAAAAUGUUUAUAAAAGACUUAAAGUGGUUGAAUUUCCCAUAUGUAUUGUUGGAUUAUCUAUCUCAAAAAUAAUUGACAUAGAGGAGUCCGAUUUAUACACAUCUGCAUAUCUAAAAACUAUGUGUCAGGGCGCUUUAAUGAAAUUUGAAGAGGCUCGUGACAUUUCUGCGUCGCACAGGGCUUUCAAAAUAAUAAUGGUUGACAAUCAUACCAUAGAAGUAACGUUCAAGCCAACUAAUGAAUGCAUUGAAAGAGCUAAACAACUCAAAGAUUUUGACAAUAGAUUUGUGGUUGAUUUACGUCUAAUACAAGUAGAUGGGACAUUAUGUUGUGAUAAUGAAUUACAUGCUGAAAUUAGUAGAUACUAUAUUUGUGGCAAAUUUGAGCAUGUUAGGAUAUUACACGAGCCAAAAAUAUUAGAUUUUUCGCAAGUUACAUUAAAUAAGAAAGUUACAAAAUACAUAAGAAUACGAAAUGAAUCUACAUUUGUAACAGCUAAAUUUAAUUACCAGAAAGCAGUUGGCAUCCACAUAUCUCCUCAAAUAUUUAGUAUAUUGCCUUUUUCCUCACAGAAUUUAAGUGUUACUGUAAAGCCAAAUAGCUUGAAAGUAGGACAUCAAAUUGUCUUUUAUAUAAAAAACGCAAUUAACCUAUCUGAUACAAUAUUAAUGGAUAAAAAUACGGCAAAUAAUGACAACAAUUUUAUGCCAUAUAUAGUAAACUGUAAAGUAAAAGUAGUUUACCCUAUAAAGACUUGUGCUGUUUAUAUUAAAUCAUUACAUACAUUGAAUGAAUUGAAUCCUACCUAUACGUUUGUAAGCGAUGAAGUAUCAAAAGUUAAAGAAUAUCGAAAAAAGGCUUAUGAAUUCUUUGUUAUGUCAAAAUUAAAUACCAAAAAAAAAACAAUAUCCGCAAGUAAAGAAAGCAUUAUAGGGAAGGACAAGUGUUACGUAGAUUUAAGAAGUACACCAAGUUCACCAAGAAAUUUUUUGAAAGCAGAUAGUAAAAUAUUUUCAAUUUAUGACGUGUUCCUUAUUACACCUUAUCCAGCAAUGGUUGAUUUUGGUCGAGUAGGAUUAUGUUCUUAUGCUAAAAAAGUAUUGACUUUCAAAAAUUGUAGUAGUUUUGAUAUUACUUUACAUUUUUAUCACAAUGAAUAUAUUUUUUACACGGAAAAAAAAGUGCGCACUUUGAAAAUAUACGUGAAAUCUUUAAGCGAAGUAAAAGUAACUUUAUUCUGUUCAGCAUUUAUUGAAGGAAUUUAUACUGGAAAUUUUGAGUACAGCAUAAAUCAAAAGUAUUUUAGAAAAUAUAUGUAUACUCUUCAAACUGGCAACCCUACCCUAAUGCUACCCGAAAAAAAAUUAAAAUUCGGAAUGGUCACAUCUGACUUUUACACUACAUCUUCAUCAGUAAAAGUUUAUAAUCACUUCAAUGUUGACAUAGACUUCAAUUGGAGUUUUCCCCAAAAUGAUACACCAUUUGAAGUCAUUCCAAACACAUCCUUAGUACCAGGAAAUUCUUGCAGGAUGUGUGAUAUAAUAUAUAAAUGUUUGCCUACAAAACUUAAAACAUUUGAAAUUGACUUUAACUUUGGAAAAAAGACAGUUCCAGUUGAACUCAAUAUCAUCACUCGAAAACUUUCAGUAAAGUUUUUACAACCUUCAUUGACAUUCUAUAAUAUUGGUCUUAACUUAGAAAUUACUAAGAAAGUCUUUUUAGAAAAUUCAACACGUGAGCUCGCUUUCUUCUGCGUAGUAGAACCUCUACUACCAGGUUUCAGAAUAGAGCCUAUGAGUGGAAAAAUUUAUCCAAAAAUGAUACUAACAUUUGAUGUAAUUGUGAAAAUUUCUUGCGUAAUAGAAUUCACUUUUGACAUAAUCUUAAAAAUUAACAACAAAGAAAACGUUAUGCUCCCUGUAAGUGGCAACGUGGUUGAACCAAAGAUAAACAUACAGCCAAAAAAUGUUUGCAUGCCACGUAUCCCCUGUAACAUGUCAACAUACAUACAGGUAACAUUACGAAAUAUAAGUUAUGCUAGAAUAGAAAUAGAUGUGCUAAAUAUGAAUGACGAAAAUGUUUUUAAAGUAUAUAUAAACAAAGGAAAUGAAAACUAUAGAGUCUCGAAGUUGAAUAUCGAUGCGGGACAAUCAGAAACAAUAUUCAUCCAAGUAUAUGGUAUGCACAGAAAGGAGUAUGAUUACUAUAUGCCUUUUAGAAUAAAUGGCUUAAUAGGUCCUCCAGAUAAUAAUCCAGAAUCUCACGAUAUGCGAUACUACGUCCAAAAACAUGAGCAAUUUUAUGCAAAUAAUUCAAAAGUGAAAAUAAAGCCGGUUUGCAAAGAAAUUAGUUUUUGUCACCUUAUGGGCGUCAUAACCCUUCCGUGGUUAACAUUUUCUCCCGAAAAUUUUCAAAUCGUUUAUGAUCAUAACAGCACCAAUAGCAUUGAUUUUACGAUGAGAAAUGUUUCAAAAUAUAAUUUGCAUAUUACCAUUUUAACAUCAAAGCUAAUACCAAACUUUUCUUUGCAUUUAUUAUCCAAAGAAAAUAUAAAAAAUACAUGUGACAAUCAAAUAAAAUUUGAAUUGAUUUCCUUAAAAGAAGCACAAUUUUGUUUAAAAUUUCAUCCAAAGGACCACGGCAAAUUUAUAACGACGGCGCUCUUAUAUCUUGAUGUAAACAUGACGACGCCUUAUUAUAAUUUAACAUUUAUCGGUGUAAAUGAAAUACCAACUAUAAAGCCCAGUACUUUUCAGAUAAUAAUGCCACCUGCUUAUGUUGGUGAAAAAGUGUCCAAGAUUAUAACUUUAAAUAUUAACUCACAACUUGAUUUGUGUUUAAUUUCUUUCAUAUCAAGUGAACCAAACGUAGUAACAGUAAAAUUUCUUGAUUAUAAUAUACACAAUGAAAUGGAAAAUAAAACUACUUCCAUACAAGCAGAGAUAACAGUUUGCAGUCAUGUAAAAUAUAUAUCUACAACAGUUGUCACCUUCAAACACAAAAGUGGAUCAAGCUGUGAUAUAAAAGUCAAAUAUUGUUUUUCAUGUUGUCCUCUUACGUUACAUACAGCUUCUUAUGUUAAGCUUGAAGAUAAUCCGUAUCCAUUCUAUCCCAUCUCUAUCCAAGUUGGUUUUUAUAAUUACAUGGAAACGUGCUUGAAAUUUCUCGAAAAGUGGUUGUUUUACCAAGGAUUUAGAAAGGAUUUAUACCCAAAGAUUCCUGAAACAUUUCACACAGUGUCUGAUAGUACACCAUCACAAAACAAAACAAAAUCAAAAGGAAUUAACGUGUCUUAUUUAAAUUUUAUUAAAAAACUUGCUGGUCCAAUGAUAAAACACGCACAUAAAGUAACAAUGUCUAACAAAGAUGAAACAAUUCAACAAGUCAAAGAAGUUUAUGCUAUGUAUAAAGAAGUUAUUAAUUUAUUAAAAUCACGUGGUGCUAACUUAUGGGCAGUAAAACCAAAGUUCCUAUUAAGUUAUGAUCAGUUCGUUACUUUUAUAGAAAAUAUACCACCAAAGUGUAUAGCUGAUGAAUUCUUUGAUCAAGAACUUUUAAAUAAUACAACAUUAUUCGAAAGAUUAAACAAACAAUGUUGGAUAGAUUUUAUCCUUCAGAGUUAUAAAGUAUUUGUAUUGGAAAGUUGUUUUUUUGAUUGUAUAUGCGAUUCUACGCAAUCUAGAGAUAUUGUAAAUAUAUUAAUCACUUGGUAUAACGAGCAACUACUUAUUUAUUCUAAUACAUUUAGUUUGAAAAGUGGGACUGUGAAAUGUAUCAAAAACAUCACAAACGAUCUAUCUGACGGAAUUGCUAUUAUUGCUACAUUUUUAAAUUAUUGUCCUUUCUUAAAUGAACAUUUCUCAUUAAAAAGCCAUGAAAAUGAGUGCAAAUGCCAAAGUGGGAUAAUAAAUAAUGCGUGCCUCAUUAUUGAAGCAGUUAAUCAACUUCGACUUAAUUUUCCACUUACCAGUAAAGAUUUCCUAGAACCAAAUUUUUUACAAAUGCUUUUUCUAUCAAUACAUUUAUAUGUGAUUUUACCUAUGUUCAAACCAAAAGAAAAUAUUUCAUUUAACCCACCAUUGUUAAGAAGUUCCACACGAAAAAUUACGAUAACUCCAACAAGUCAAGAAUCUUUAAAUUUCAAUACUGUCCUUUUCUACAACAAAAAAAGUGGUUUUGUCGUUGAGAAAACAUUUGAUGUUGAUAAUACUAAAAGAGUCAUUGUAAGUGUUACCUUCAUUGCUAAUUUUGUAAGUGAACAAAAAUCGAUUCUCCUGGUACAUGGGUACAAUAAAACACGAAUCUUUGAUACUUACAUUAUAUUCAUUCUUUCUGGAAGUGUAGGAACAAUGACGCCUUUAAGAAAAUGCAAAGUCACAGGACCAAGUUAUAGACCACAAAAAGUAGAUAUAUUGGUAUCGUCACCUUUUAUGAUUACUGCUACUUAUCGAAUUUCUAUAACAGAUAAAGAACCUUCAGCUUCUUUAGAUAUUCGUGAAGAUACAAAAUAUAAGUUUUACGCAAGAAGACUAAAUCUCACCGAUAAAGAGGUAGUUUUAACCGGUAUACCAAAGGAAAGCGGACAAGACGUUUUAGAACACAAAAUACAUUUUCAUCUGAUAUGUUUGGACACUCAAAUCAGAAAUACUUGGGUUUGGUUUAGAAGUGAAAUCGGAGAAUUUUUUAUUAAAGUGACGUCACAACCUCGGUGCGAAAUUGUUACCGAUACUGUGUAUGCCCAUAUUGAUAAAUGGCCAUUAAUACCUUGCAGUUGCAGUGAAACUUGUGAAUGUUAUCGUACGACUGCUUUGACGAUCCCUCAUCGUAAUGAUUUGAUGAUAAAAUCACUGCGAUGUGCUCUUUUAGAAAAUGCGUCGGAAAAGAUGAUAGAAAUUUUCGAUGAACUUGUAGAAACAGCUACAGGCCGGAUAAUACUCAGCAUGUUGUUGGUUGAAGGCGGCACAAAUAUGUCCGAGGUGCGACAUAUCCUUCGUAAUGAGACCUCCUUCCUGGUAACGGCGCACGCUCUCGAAUUGGGCUUUGACCGAGUGACAUUGGCUCAGCAUACUGACGCAACUUUAGUAUUGCCAAUAACGGUACCGGUACACAAUAAAUCCGAAAAAUAUUCUGUAACUUUCACCUCAGAAUGUGGUAUGGAUGUGCGCGCUUACAGGGUCCUCUUCAUAGAGAAUGAAGAAGAAAGAGAGUGA